Molecule: messenger RNA, 2241 nt
Organism: Penicillium griseofulvum
Lineage: Eukaryota; Fungi; Ascomycota; Eurotiomycetes; Eurotiales; Aspergillaceae
Product: RMD1 family protein
Exons: 4
Coding region: 1-2241 (746 amino acids)
Source: RefSeq, a predicted model, not a curated record
AUGACUCCCCCGGCCCGAGGACGGGGGACUAGCCAGCGCAGCCCGACUGUCUUGGUCACAGAUUCCCGAGACCAGCAACAACCCCAAACACCCCGUCGGCGCCGCUCGCCCGCAACCCGAUUCAUCACCGUCGACAACGUCCUCCAAUAUGCCUCUGACGUCCCUUCAAUGCAGCAGCGCGGCCCACCACCCAUCUCACGGUCGCGUCGUCUUGCCUCCGCAGCUGGAGGCUUAAUAACCAGCGCAGGCAGUAGCAGUUCAAGCGCGGUGGCAGCAUCUGGCGGCACGAUGAGCCGACUUGCGGCGCAACCGCGUCUCCCGCCUCGAACGACAAAAGUCAGUGAGAAGCUGGUUCUUCUGCCUGAUACCGGCGAACUGGAGGAGGGCGAAACCGAAGAAGAAGAUGACGAUUCCGAUGGUGCGGACCUCGUAGACGAGGAGCUUGUCGCGCGUCUAUCCAAGGAGAAAAAUGUCGACCCGGAAAGGAUCAGACACCAAUUGCUCAUGUCAAAGCGACGUGGAGGUGAUUUCGACGUCGAUAAUGAUCUGGCCCCUCUGUUGGCCCAGGAAGAAGUCCUGAAGAAACGCCGUGUUGCGCCCGAGCGCGCGAAGAGUUAUGCUGAGCGGUUACCGAAAGCGCGGCGGACGGAGAAGCUUGCACGUGUUACGGCCUAUUGUACGGCUCAAGCGUAUAAGAUGGGAUCACUUGCUGCUUUUGUUAAGGAGCAGCAUGGUGGGCGGACGAAGCUUUAUGAUGAUUGUCUGUACACCGCGUAUCAUCUCCCUCUUUUGCCGGGCCAUGAGGGGUAUCGUUUGCGAAGUAGCCCCGUGUUGAAAUACCCCGGUGGCAAGUCGCUUUUGGAUGAGGAGAUUGAGCGGAAUGAACUUCGUGAUUAUCAUGAUGAGUACAUGCUUGAGACGGAGGAGCAUUCCGUUGGUGGACACAAUCGUCCAGAGGAUGAGCAUCAUUAUGAAGGCUCGCCACGACAGUCUGAUGGUCAUGAUCAUGAUGCCUGGGAGGGAAAUCGUGAGGAUUUCUUGAAUCGCAUCACCGAGGAAGCUCGUAACCACGCCAAUGAGCAUGAGCAUGCUGCGAGUUCUGGCGAAAGUGUCGAUGGGUUACAGCGUAUCCCGCAACUCCCGGAAUCAGGCAGCAACCAAGGAUCCAGGAAAUCUUCGCCUGAGCCUGCAGUUCGUCGCCGAAGGCACAGCACGGAUGACACUCAUGCUUUGAUUCGAGACCGUCCUUCCCUGCCAGCCACUACACCCUCCUCGUCCUCAGCGCCACCGCCCUCCACCCCACAAGCUCCAGCUCGGACGUUAUACAAUGUUGCUGAGAUGUUCGUCUUCAGUUAUGGCGUUGUCGUGUUCUGGAACUUUACUGAGCGACAGGAGAAAGACCUGCUGGCAGAUCUGGCCUUUGCGACGUCAUCGGCAACUGGUAUCCCUACUCCGCUGGCGACGAUGCCUCUUGAUGAGGAAGACUUUGAGACAGAAGAGUUCCAUUUCGAGUAUUCGACCGAGAUCUCGCGCCCGCGAGUCUAUAACGAUAUGAUCACCCUUCGCAGUGGCGACCACAUGAUCAAGCUCGCUAUUAGCCAUGGUAUCUCGCAAAGCACUAAACUGUGCUUCUUUGAGGAAGUCAUGGCCCGACAGAUGGCGGACGCCAAAGACGUUCCCAGACGUCUUGCAGUUUCAGGCCAACUGGGCAUGAAGCGCGAAGAGGUCUUCCGGAUCCUAGGUCGAUUGUUUAAAAGUCGUGUUGAGGUCAACCUUUCCUCUAAUAUGCUCGAUGUCCCCAACUUCUUCUGGGAGAGCGAGCCAACCCUUUACCCGCUCUACAUCGCCGUGCGCGAGUAUCUGGAGAUCAAACCACGUAUCCAGGUCCUCAACGAGAGAUGCCGCGUAUUCCUUGAUCUUGCAGAGAUCCUGUCCGACUCAAUUGCCGACAACCGCACUUCCCACCAAACCUGGAUCAUCAUUGUCCUCAUCAUCAUUUCAAUCAUCGUUACACUUUCCGAAGCCUUCCUCCGCUUCGGCCUCCUCCAUGCAAGCCAGGGUGCCACUGGUACACCCGCCAGUAUCUUAGCCCGUGUCAUGGGCCGAUCUGUUACACCCUCUCCAUCCCCAGAGUGGUACCCGUACUCCGCCGCCAACGCACCACCAGGCUGCAUCUGUCCCUCUGUUGGCCCUGCGGGUCCUGGCUCGGAUAUGGGUGUUAGUGGAAUGAUGAGGUACUAA